This is a messenger RNA of Drosophila eugracilis, 1005 nucleotides long. RefSeq names its product cathepsin L-like. Gene Ontology annotation, biological process: immune response. Gene Ontology annotation, cellular component: lysosome. The record is from RefSeq and is a predicted model, not a curated record. The transcript is spliced from 2 exons. Gene Ontology annotation, molecular function: cysteine-type endopeptidase activity. Bases 1 to 1005 code for a protein of 334 amino acids. NCBI's taxonomy places the organism in Eukaryota, Metazoa, Arthropoda, Insecta, Diptera, Drosophilidae.
AUGAAGCUGAUCUUGAUUCUUGUUCUUCUGACACCUCUGACGAUGUCCCAUCCGGUAGCCUUAGAUCAAAAUUCUCUUAAGGAUUGGCAGGACUUUAAGCUCCAGCACGCCAAGUCUUACCAGGACAGCAACGAGGAGUUUCUGCGAAGGAAGAUAUUCCAUGAGAUUAAGAUCAACAUUAAUCAGCACAAUUUGCGAUUUGCCAAGGGUAUGGAGACCUUUAAGCUGGCCAUUAACCAGUUCAGCGACAUGUACAACACUGAGAUCAACUUCAUGAUGAACGCCUUUGACUUAGCCAAAAGCAGGAAUAAUGGAUCAACCUUCAUAUCGCCUGAAUACUCAACCCUGCCAAAAUUCGUGGAUUGGAGAUCCAAGGGAGCAGUGACCCAGGUCAGACAUCAGGGCUUUGAGUGCGGCAGCUGCUGGGCUCACGUUACGGCAGGAGCCUUGGAAGGUCAGCACUUCCGGAAGACGGGAAAGCUCAUCUCGCUGUCUCCUCAACAUCUGUUGGAUUGCUCUAACAGCUAUGGAAACCACGGCUGCCUAGGCGGAUCAAUGGCUGAGUCUAUUGACUACAUAAAGGAUAAUGGUGGCAUUGCCACAGAGCAAUCGUAUCCCUAUAGAGGGCUUCAAGGAGAAUGCAACAUGGAGAGGGCCAUGAUAGGAGCCACUAGCUCGGGUUAUGUGCACAUACCUCAAGGUGACGAGAAGAAACUGGCAGAGGCUGUGGCUUUUUUUGGACCCGUGAUCGCGGCCAUAGAUUCCUCCCAUCCAUCCUUUAAACUGUACUCCAGGGGAGUUUAUGAAGAGCCAGCUUGCAACGCCACCGCCUUAAACCACGCUGUCCUGGUUGUUGGCUUUGGAACUACUAAAAACGGCAAGGAAUACUGGCUAGUUAAGAACUCUUGGGGCAAGAAAUGGGGCAUUAAUGGCUACAUAAAGAUGUUGCGCAAUGCGAAUAAUCACUGUGGCAUCGCUAGUGUUGCCAUUUACCCAUUGGUUUAG